Messenger RNA from Dibothriocephalus latus, 249 nucleotides. The record is from the annotation of a GenBank genome assembly. NCBI's taxonomy places the organism in Eukaryota, Metazoa, Platyhelminthes, Cestoda, Diphyllobothriidea, Diphyllobothriidae.
CUGAAUACGGCCAUCGCUGACGGAGACAGCAUUGAAGUGUACCACAACCUUAUGCAUCCCGCACUUGCUAUGAACUACUCUGGCACGCAGCGCACCUCCUCCAACUACCACCUUCAGACAACGGACAGCUUUGAUGGAUUUGACGCCGCGACGGAGAUACAUAGAGAUCGUCGAUCAGAGUACACCGAUCGUCUGAUUUCGGUAAGUUUUUGUUUCCUCGUAAAAUGCAAUGAAUACCCAUUAGCAUAA